AUGUUCUGUACCCGAUGUCUGCGCUCCAGUGCCUUACGGCGUUCCCAGCCUAUUCUACGUCAAUUUUCGACAACGACGCCCUUCCGUAACGCCGAGCCUCAACUUUCGACCCCCGUCACAGCACCUGGCGAGGCACCUAAGGAUGUCCCUGCUGCACGAUCGUCAUGUGCACCUGGAACCGUCCUCAAUGGCCUUAACUAUAUCAAGACUGGACAGGAUCCCGUCGCGAAGCACGAUGAUGAAUACCCGGAGUGGCUAUGGUCUUGCUUGGAUGUGUUGAAGAAGAGUGCCGAUUCAGCGGAGACCGAUGCCGGAGACGAAUUCUCAAAAUCUAAGAAGCAGAGAAAGCUAGCGGCUAAGCGUCAGAGGGCACACGAGGCCAAGCUGUUGGCUGAGGGCAACCUCGAAGCACUAGCCCCCAAGAUCCCCAUCCAGCACCAGGCUGUUAACAUUCUCGGUGAGGAGAACCGGGGUGUUGAGCACAAUGUGGAAGCAGCCAAGAAGCGAGAGGAGCUCAGGAGAGCAAUGCGCAAGGAGCGAAAGGCUAAGAUCAAGGAGACCAACUACCUCAAGUCUAUGUAA
Messenger RNA from Fusarium sp. VM40, 582 nucleotides. The record is from the annotation of a GenBank genome assembly. Lineage: Eukaryota; Fungi; Ascomycota; Sordariomycetes; Hypocreales; Nectriaceae.